AUGUUGCCCAGAACCCCCGCGCCUCUCCGCCAUCGACGGACAUGCUGGAUUGAAGCCCAGGGAAGGCGAGUUCGGGAAUCGCAGGGCAUUGCCAAACUUGCGUUCACAGGACCCUGGGAUGCACGAAAUCGUUGCGAUUCCGCGGCUGGUGACAUGACGUUGCGGACGAAGCUUGAAGAGGAAGAAAUCCAGCCCGACGAGUUGGAAUACUCCGAGCCUAUCGUAGAAUUUACGCAGUACAUUGUCCUUCUCUACGGUCCUUGUCCCUGGCGUGCGACGACCGCGGAUGCCUGGAAAUUCUCCCACGGUUGUGGCCGGGACGCAGCCACGGUGCCUUCGGUCCGGGAACGGACUCGGUCGCGGCGUGUCUUGGCAUUGCGGUGCAAGUUUAUCGACUCUCCACUUGCCAGGUUUUCGUACAUUGGCAUCCUCAAAGAUGUGGAGCCAGUUCGAGUUGAUAGCUUAUUCAACCGCGAUAUUGAUGAGCUCGAAAGAAACAACUUCGACUCGGAUGCUCGGGCCGACCUCGUAGACGACGUCUCCUUCGCGCCGGGCGACCAGGUUCCCGGUAGUGUGAAGCUCCGUAAAACAUUUCACAACCCGCCGCUCUCUUGCGCAAAAUCCGCUGUCCGAUUACACGGGACACGGCUACCGACUGGGUAUACGACUGCACCCCGUAUGGACAAGAGCAUUGAUUUCGUGAGACCGAUUCGCGAAGGGCCGAAACGACGUUGA
Molecule: messenger RNA, 735 nt
Organism: Penicillium cinerascens
Lineage: Eukaryota; Fungi; Ascomycota; Eurotiomycetes; Eurotiales; Aspergillaceae
Exons: 4
Coding region: 1-735 (244 amino acids)
Source: RefSeq, a predicted model, not a curated record